CCCAGCUCGUAGGAGUUCUCCCGCACGUCGCAGCUCCAUUCACCUUUGUUCUGCAGUCCAUCCGCAGCACAGACCCAGCUCUGACAAUGUCCUGGACACGUCCAGCGCUGCUGGCUUUACUUGCUGUCCUUGUUGCCUUGACGUUGUCCAAUGGGGCUCAGCUCAGCAGUUCAGCUGUGUCUGAUGAUAAGACAGACUACAAGGCAGCUGGCCCUCAAGGUGCAAUGAAGAGAAUCUUCAUGCCUGAGACAGACGCGUUUAACUUUUUCAGACGUCGGAGCAGGAGAGCUGUGAAGUCCCAGGAUGAGCUCAAUGCUGAGCAGAGGCAGAGGCUGGCAGCAGACGAACGCAUGAAGGAGUACCACGAGAACCAGAGAAGCAAGUACGAGAACUACGCAGAGGAGGAAGGGGACGAGCAGGAUGAGAGGUCCCGUGAGGGCGGUGAGCAGUACCGAGAAUUCCACUAUGAUGGCAUCGAUCAAUCCUAAUACGUCACACCGCCUGAUGAAUGAUCGCCAUCACAGCGGAAGGAAACAAGGAGCAGGUGCACACUAUAGAGGAGCUAAUCUAAACAUGGUGCAAAAUGAUGACACAAUCUUAAUCCUUACAGCCUUACAAAAAGGAUUUAAACGUAACCAGACUUAUCAGAACUGAAACUGUACAUAAUAAGGCUUACAGUGCCACAUACGGAUCAUCUGUAUUUCAUAGUAGGAGAUUGGUGUCUUAAAAACAUUAGAAACUACUUCUUGUUUAUAGUUUUUAUUUGUUAUUUUUCAGUGGUGUGUUCUGAUUAUCUUUAGUUGUUAAGGAACUCAUUUUUCCUUUUGCUUUUGUUUUUUCAUCAUUUCAUUUGUUUGGUUUGAAAUUGAUGGUUAUACUACAUUGUAAAGAUAUAUCCUGGACCUAGAGGUUGAGACCAAACCUCACUAAAUCCAUUAUAUCUAUUUUAACUGAAAUACAAACCUAACCAGGUGGAAAUGUAAGCUACUCAAUGUUGUCGUCUGGUAUAAUGGUUCAAAUAAACUCUAUAGUCUGAAUCCGAA
This is a messenger RNA of Alosa alosa (allis shad), 1043 nucleotides long. It is a transcript of the gene ucmab, whose product is annotated as upper zone of growth plate and cartilage matrix associated b. Gene Ontology annotation, biological process: regulation of osteoblast differentiation; embryonic skeletal system development. The transcript is spliced from 5 exons. NCBI's taxonomy places the organism in Eukaryota, Metazoa, Chordata, Actinopteri, Clupeiformes, Clupeidae. Bases 87 to 488 code for a protein of 133 amino acids. Gene Ontology annotation, cellular component: extracellular matrix. The record is from RefSeq and is a predicted model, not a curated record.